Messenger RNA from Pocillopora meandrina, 11864 nucleotides. NCBI's taxonomy places the organism in Eukaryota, Metazoa, Cnidaria, Anthozoa, Scleractinia, Pocilloporidae. The record is from the annotation of a GenBank genome assembly.
AUCAAGUUCACACGAGUAUCUUUUCGUAAAAAUGAAGUCGAGUUCUAGAAGGCGCUCUGCGUUUUCUGUGUAUCAAUCGCAGAUUGGAAAGGAUGAAGAAAGUUCCCAGAAAGUGGAGGAAAAGGCUAAUCAACCGUCUGGAUCAAAGAAAAGGCCGCUCGACGAAAAUCCUUCGAAAAGCACCUCAAAGAAAGUGAGCAAAUUGCGCGGCAGUAAAAGUUUGGACGACGACGGAACAAAUGGGAUAUUCGAUCACGAGGAACGUACACCAGACAUUCUAGAACCUAAACAGAAAGGAAAAGGGAAGUUACUUAGUAAAGCUAACAGACUCAGACAGAGUCUGUCCUUGUCUAGCCGGAAAAAGAAGAGGAAUGGCUAUCAAAGUUAUGAUCGUGUAGAUUUACAGGAAAAGUCUUCAAGUAACUUGACCGUGCAUAACUUGCCCGCUGAUAAAUCAGACAGAACAGAUAGUGAGACCGGGAAUGAAGAACCUUCUGAGGAAGAGCAAGCCAAGUGGAACUCGGAACAAGGAGAUAUAGAAGCUGACAGACUUUUCUCCUGGUUGAUAAGUCCAGUGAAACCUGGGAAAUUUUUCAGGUAUAGGUUUAACCGUUGACUUUCCACAGGGAAUUAUUAGUUUGUUUUCGGAACAGUGUUUUUGACCCAGAGACUCAAACUGUACUGAUCUGCAGUUAUUGGAAACGAAAACGACAAGAACCAAGAUCAAUAACACGCAACUGAAUCCUAAUAGAACAUUCCAUUUUUUUUUUACCUCCACCCUCUCCCCCUCCCCCCUUACUUAGGAUGGUGGAUUGUAAUUCCUAUGGAAUCUAGAUUUUUCUUUAGAGAAGCUGAAAUAUUCUGAACUCCUCAGAAGUCAAGUGUGAGCACAAACACCUCUCCACCAAACACACUCAUUUAGGUAUAUAUAUUAACAAUUAUUCUUUUCUUUUCUUUUUGUGUAGUGACGUAUGGGAACAGAAACCCCUGUUGAUCAAGAGACAUCAUCUAACCUAUAAUGAUGGCUGGUUCAGCACAAGCGAAUUAGAUACUAUUCUUAGAGAGGUACAUGUUAGCAUUUUAUUAGUUUUGCCAUCCCUUUAUAGGAAAUGCAUUGCCUGAGUUUUGGUGAUGAAAUUCAACUAAAAAUGCUUGAUACUGACUGAGACACAUUAGGCCUUUACACCUUAACAUCAUUGUGCAUAUUCUCUGCACUGUUGUCUGUAUGUUCCCUAUGAUAAUUAUGGGGAGAAUAUUUUCAACGAUCAAGAACGUCUUAAGCUGAUUAUUAUUCCUUUUCUUCUUGAUACCUUAAUGUUUGAUUCAGUGAUGAUACUGUAAGGAAAAAUUAAAUGAUUGUCACCCAUAGGGGUGUAGGAUUAACCAAAUGCUUUAUGCACUGGAUUUUAGAUUAAAAGUUCAGGGUUCAAGUUCUGGCUGGGUCAUGGUGUUGAGUUCUUGGGAAAGACAAAGCUAGUCACUCACAGUGUGCGUCUCUCUAUCCACAAGAAGAUUAGGUACCUGGUAGCCGAAUAGGAAAUUCACAAUCUCUAGGGGGUGGAGAGAGGGGUAACCUGCAAGUAUUAGCAUCACAUCCAGGGGAAGAAUCAAAACUUAAAAUCAUUUUAUGCUUUGGGAACUAGGGGAGGAUCCACCUGUGUGGGUGAUUAAUUUUGUUUAGGGAGCCCUCAGGGUUGCAGGCCAAGUCAUUGUGUUCUGUUCUUGAACAAGAGACUUUACUCACCCAUUGCUUCUUCCUACUCAUGAGUAUCAGCAGACACUAGAUAGGAUACAAGGAAACUUCCAUUUAGGGCAGAAGGGGGUGGUAAUCUGCAGUGAACUAACAUCCUAUCCAGAAGGGGUAGAAAUAUCCUUGCCCACUGCAUGCUACAAAACCAUGAUAACCUUAGCAGUGUGGACCUCUUGUCUUGAGAGCUGAGUUUAUCAUACUUGGUACCCCAAGCAUUGUGAUUGGAAUACAGAACUAUGAUUCAAUCAGAUGCUGUUUGAAUAAUCUAAAAAUUUCAUGGUUUAUGUGUCUCUUGUGAAAUAAUCUCUCUUUUUGAUUGAAAUGCCAUUUUCAGCACAGAGUUCUAUUCUCAACCAAUCUGGAUGUGACAUCUUAUAAAAAUGGACAACGAGAGACGCCACAAUCCUUCAGGGAGAGCUCAUGCUCCAGUAGUAUGGGAUUAUUAUGAGGUAUGAAGAUCAAAGGAUUAAUUCUUCACACUCUAAGCUAUACAUCUUUUUUAAUUCUAGCAUAGAGAAGUUGUUUUUCAAUGGAACAGUAGCCCUUAGUUGAUAUAUUUUUCAUUCUGCUUGUUAUCUUUCUGCUUUGAAAUGUAUUGAUAAUGUAGGGAGAAUUUCCUUUUUUAAUCACAUUUAACCUGGGAGUGAAAGAAUGAAUCAUUUUGAAAAUUUCUGAGAUUAUUUUCACUUUUAUUGUCCCCAUUCAAAAAUCAAUUAUUUUGUAUGGCCAAUGUGAUGUUUUCCUUUAAUUUAAAAUAAUAUCAAAAUUUUACUUGAAUUUUUAAGUCUUUUGUAACCUAGAAUAUUACUUAUUGAAGUUUGUUGUUUGAAGUGAUAAAAAAUGUGUGGAGAGACUUUCCUAAACCACCUGAGAGUGGACUGCUAUUUGAAUUAUUAUUAGUAUUUCUAUGAUUGUUACUAUUGUUAGUAUUAUUAUUAUUGCUUUUAAUGUCAUUUUCCUUAUUAUCAUAAGAAUCAUUUCUCUAAUUAAAAUUAUUAGUGCAGCAUAAUAAAUGUAUUUUUUUUAAUUUCCAGAAAGCCUUCUAUUUAUCAUUCUAGUAUAGUGUGACAUUUCUUACUACAAAGUAACUGGUUAUCUCUAUUUUGUUAAAUUUUAUUUUGAAUUAUAGGUGAAUCAUUUUUUUUUUCUUUUUAGAAUGGCUGUUCUGUUCGUUUCCUCAAUCCUCAAGCUUUUUCACAGUCAGUGUGGAAGUUGACUUCCCUUCUACAGGAGUAUUUUGGUUGUCUGGUUGGUGCCAACGUGUAAGCUGCUGUUUCUAAAAUGUUUUUUAUUGAUAACAAAUAACUCUUCCAUUCUACAUGUGAAUGAAAUGAAGACGCAUUUUACCUUAGUAUAAUUGUAAAAAGUGUGAGAUUAUGCUUGUAUGAAAGUCAUUUGGUGUACAACAUGUAGCUGCAUGUCUUGCAGAGAAUAGGGAAAGAUUCAAUAUUUGUUGUGAAAACUUGGAGUUAGAUCAAAUUGAAGUUUUCUCUUUACCUGUUUUCUGAUGAUAUAUGGAUAUUAUUGGGACAAAAAAAAAAAGAGUAAAGCCUUUGUACAGGCCCAAGUGGCCCAUGGGGCCAGUGCUUAAUUCCAGUUUCAUUAGCAUGAAGUAGCCAGGAGUAUUGCUACCCCCCCUGGAUGGGAUGCUAGUCCAUCACGGGGUUACCCCCACAUUUUUUCUGGAACCCAUUUGUACACCUGGGUGAAGAGAAGCACUGUGAGAGUAAAGUGUCUUGCCUAAGAACACAACACAAUGACCCUGGCCAGGGUUUGAACCUGGACCACUCGAUCCGGAGUCGAGCACACUAACCAUGAGGCCACUAUGCCUCCACUAUUAUUAUUGGGAGAAGUUACAUGCUUAUCACUCAGGUGAAAGUUAAAGGAUUGAUAUAAAAUCAAAACUGUGUUUAUUUUUACUUUAGUUAUCUAACUCCAGCUGGUUCUCAAGGCUUUGCCCCACAUUAUGAUGACAUUGAGGCCUUUGUUGUGCAACUUGAGGGGAAGAAACACUGGAGACUUUAUAAUCCAAGGUACAUGUAAAUGAACUAUAGAGCUGAGAACUACCAAAGAACAUUCAAAGACAGAAGACUGAUUUUAUGGUACAUAUGCCUUUUGUGAUUUGAAUAGUAAUUGUCUUCUUUAUAUCUUUGUAGUUUGAUUUGGAAAGAUUUGUUUCCUCCAUCUCUCAUGUUAAUAUUUGUGUUUUUUCCAGAUGUGAUGCUGAAGCCUUACCAAGGUACUCUAGUGGUAAGUCUUGCAUUUUCAUGUAAAAAAAGAUUUGUAUAUUUUACAUUUUUGUUAUUGUAGGGAAGUACUUAAUUACAUGUGAGGACAUGUAGGUUACACAAAGGUCAGUCAACUAAUCAAUCAAUCAGUCUUGCCAUCAAUUGGCUGGAAUUAAUCAAUUACCCCUUUACUCCUUAACAUCAGUAUGCAUAUUCUCUUUACUGCUCUCUAUGCAUUUCCUAUAGAGCUGACAAGGAGAAUUUGUUCAACAAUCAGGAGUUCCUUAAAUCUGCGAACAUUUCCUUCAUUUUCAUGACUUAUGCAUUUGAUUCAAGGAUGUUACUGUUAGGAGAAAUUAGAUGUCAGACGCUUCAGGGAUUGAUAAAAAUGAUGAGGUUACCUUCCAUGUACAAUAGAUAAGAGUAACCUAGAAAAAAGAGAUUCCAAAAAAUACUUCAGUUUAAAUUGGUCAGGCUAUGUUAACUCUUUAACCCUGACAUCAGUAUCCAUAUUCUCCAUACUAUUCACUAUACAUUUCCCAAGGUGCUGACAAAGAGAAUUUGUUUAAUAAUCAAGAGCUGCUAUAGUUGGUGAUCACCAUAAGGGGUUAAAAGAUUAAAAGUUGUCAAACUAUUACUGCCUUUUCAUCCUACCACUAUCAAAAUGAAAAAACCCUGAAAAUUAAAUUUCUGAGCUGUUUUUAUUUUUUAUUUUUUAACUUGUUAAAAAUACUUAUUUACAAUAUACAUUUACGGUACUUCUUGUAUAGUCUGAAAAUUUUCAUUUUUUUGAAUGGCUAUCAGUAUGUUGUCUUUUUACACAACACAAAUUUGAAUCCUUUGGCAGAAAACUUUACACAAGAAGAAAUUGGUGAACCCAUUCUUGAUACGGAGCUUGUUGCUGGAGAUGUCCUCUACUUCCCAAGGGGGACAAUCCAUCAGGUUAGUAAUUUUUCUUUCACGAGGUUCCCCAAAGUCAACCAAUAGUUGAACCUGUACUCUUUCAACCUUUAGAACAGGUUCCUUCUGUAAUUUUUCACCAGGGGCUAUAAUUUUUUCAUGCAUUUUUUAAAAUUUUUUUUUUUGUUUGGUGGGUAAAGAGUUUGUUACAUGACCAAGCCAGACAACUGCUGUGAAGGAGGCAGUGUGGCCAGGCAGUUAAGGUGCUGAGCUUGUAAUCUGGUUGCCCUCCACCCUUCUAUGCACUGGAUUUGUUCUUGUUUGCCACAAGUUCAAUUCCUUUACUGUACUUUGUGCAAUGUAUUUAAUUUCUCUGCCUCCUGCCAGUUGGGAUUUUUAAAUUUGCAUUGGCUCUAAAAAGCACAUUGGGGGCAUGGUCAAUUAACUAUACACAUACAUACAUGCAAGGAGGGAGAAGGGAAAGAUACUACUGGACUGGAAAUCUCAAAAGGAAAUAUACCAGAUUACUACAUAUGGUUAGAAAUUAUUGCCUUUUCAUAUCAACCCAGGGAUCACAGGCACAUUCCACACCCCUUCCCCCCUCUCUAAUGCUAGCUCACUAGUGAGAAAUAGCCAAUUUUAAUAUUUCAGUUCUUGUAUUCUAUCCACUCUGAUGUGUGAACAGAUGUGUCUAAAAAGUUCAUAUUUUAGAACACUUUAAGACUUUAGUCAACUUGUCCCCAAAUUGAUAUUUUCUUUAUUCUCAAAACACCAGACAUUGUAUUGAUAAUGUAAGGAGAAAUUCUGUCUUGAACCCAUGGGAAUAGUUCAUUAUCCACUAGACUGUUUUUGUUUUUAUCAAACAUUUGUAGGUACAAUAUACAUCCAAUUUGUUUUUAUUUUAUCACAUUUAGGCAGAUACACCAAGUGAUACGCAUUCUUUACACAUUACUCUGUCCACAUAUCAAAAGACCUCCUGGAUGGAUUUUAUGGAAAAGGUGAACUACCUGUAUUUUUUGUAGACUUUGAGCAGUCCCUCAUUUUUGGCAAAGUCCUUUGCGCAAGUGAAAACAAAUAAGCAAAAGCAAAAAAUUGAUGUUAGAGUGCACUGUGGAACAUUGUGAGGUGCAUGAACAGUAGCUGCCUUACUCCUAUAGUUCUGCAUGGCACACAACAUAAUUUUUGUUUUUGCUGAAUUUUUUUUGCUCCCCAACAGAUUCCUUGGGAAAAGGAUGGACUGCUCAUUUUUUUUAAUUUAUGUAGAAAAAUCUGCUUUAUUUGUUUAAAGCUUUUCCAUUUUUCAUUCUCAAUUUUAUUUGAAUAUUCAAAUUUGCAGUUAAUUCCAGGUGCUCUGCAGGUUGCAUUUGAAGAGGAUCGUGAAUUCCGUCAAGGAUUGCCACUUAAUUAUCUUGACUAUAUGGGUGUGGCAAAUUCAGAAUUGGUGAGUUGCCAUGGUAAGAACUGAAGAAAAAGGCUUAAAUUAAAACUUCAAUCAACAAAUACAUGGGCAGACUUUGCUCUUAUUAGUACAUGUAAUUACCAUGUUUUUUUUUAAGUCAGACUGUGUGUUAUAUACCUUGUGAAAUAAAACUGUUUCCAUUGGUAUUAGGCUGUGUAGCAGGGACCUUUUCUGCAAGCAAUUGGUUUAGUUAAUAUUCUGAUUUAAGGUUGAAGCCAAUAAGGAAAGCCUUAACUGCUCAAAUAUCAUUUUUUUUUUUGCACUGGUACCUCUUCCAGCAUGAAUGAACAAGGAAUUUCUUUAUUUCACCACUUUUUAUCAUGAAAUGAUGCCUUUUUUCUGUAAGAACACUAAAGAGAGGUCAGAUUUCCUGAAGAAGGUGGAAAAACUUAUGAUGAAAUUGGUGUCGCAUGCUCCAGUUGAUGCAGCUGUCGACCAGGUAAAAUGUUCAACUGCAGACAUUUUUUUGGUCAAUAUUUUGUUCACAUUUUAACUCCUCUUUGUGGUCAAGACAGAAUUUCUCCUUACAGUAUUAAUAUAAUAUAAAGCAGGCAGGUGAUGAGAAUAUAGAAAAAUAUCAAUUAGAGGAUGAGUAGUUGAUCCAAUACCAAAUUCUCAGAACAAGCAUCAUAAGGAUUGUAUAGCAGACAAUGGGAGAAACUGCUGAUGGGAUCUUGUGAGUGAAAGGAUUAAAUGGUAUUCUUUUGUCUAUCCUUCUCCUUUUUCUAAAAUUUUCUGUUGUUGUGGCCAGUUUGCAGUGGGAGCCCUUCGAGAUUCUUUGCCUCCAGUUUUAACUGAAGGUGAGUGAACUAGAGUUAUUAAAUCUGAAGAUUUUCACUAUUUUUCUUUCAUAAAUAUAUAUAUAUAUAUAUAUAUAUAUAUUAAAACCGGAAUUAGGUUAAGGUAUUUAAAGAUUUAAAACUGCUGUAAUUAAACGAUCGGCUGUCGGCCGAAAAUAGAUAUUUAACAGAUUUGACAGGUGUUUGACAGGCGACCGAAAACUGCUUAUCGUUCUAAUAAGUAAAAGGACUGCUAAAAACUGUCGGCUAACUGUCGGCUGUCGGCUGUCGGCUGUCGGCCGAAAGUGGACCGACGGCUGGUCGGCAGAGGGCCGACAGUAGACUGACAGGUGCUUGACAGGCGACCGAGAAAUUUAUUUAGAAGCUGAUGAAGUGAAAGAGGCUUAUCGUUCUAUUAUAGAAGAAACAAAGAAAAGUGUCUUUGGCAGUGAUUCUUCGUGGAAAGAAGGAAAGAUUAUCGGCAAAGUUUCUAUCAACGAGGAAACAGAAGUCAGGCUGAUACGGAAGGGAGUGGCGAGGUAGGAUCUCCCGUCCUUACUUUAACCCUUUUAAUUUCACACGAGUGACCAAGAAAAGAUUUCUCCUUACUAUAUCAAUACAGUAUCAAGGACACAAGUGAUGAGAAUAUAAAAAAAUAUCAGUUAGCGAUUAUUUGCCGAUCCAAUACCAAAUUCUUCAAACUGACAGCAUGAGAACUGUACGGUACACAGUAAAGAGAAUUGCUAAUGAGAUCUUGGGAGUGACAGGGUUAAUUUGAAAUGAGGUGCCCAGAGUGUACGUGCUAAUUCGAGAUUUCACGAUUUCCGGCCUGUGGAUAGAAUGCGUCGCUGACUUGGCAGUUCCUCAGUUGUCUUUAAAACAACUCUUCCUUCCCUUAAAAAAAAAAACAUGCAAAUUUAAAUUAGGAUUGGAAAUUGUCAUUUUCUUGUAGGCUAGUUGUCGAAGGUGAAGUCGUGCAUGUUUACCACACACUGCAGAAUUCUAGAGUCUAUCACGAGACUGAGCUAGACAGCUUGGAGUUUGGUUUAGAGGUAAUAAUUUCAAGUGUAUGCUUACUUCUGUCAACACAGCAUCAACACAACAGUCAAAGACCGGGUAUGCAAAAAGAAAGAAACAGUCGGUCUUACACGAGUAAUACAUUGUUUACAAGGAAAGUUUUAUUGAAUCCGUGAAAAUUUGGAGACGGAGGUCAAAGUCUGGAAAAGCAAAACUUUUACUUUUGAACUUAAGUUUUUUCCAGCUUCAGUUACUCAGUUGAUUGAGCUUUACCAAGAAGGGCAUAUGUUUUCAAAGCACCGUGUCGUGCUGCUUGUGUUAAAGUUAUCAUCGCUAGAACGCUUUUCGAUUGGGUGUGGUUAAAAUCAAACCCAAAGUAAUCACAACAACCAACUAGGAGAAAGGAACAUACCUUUAAGAGCCAAUGAAAACUCAAAGUAAAAACACCCAUACUGCCUGAAGCGCGGGAAAACGCGGGUUGCUUGGUUUUAGUUUUACAUCUGAUUGGUUGAGAAAGUGGCGCGAGUUUUCUGAAAACGGGAAAAUGGGAAAACGCGGGCUGCUUGGUUUUAGUUUUACAUCUGAUUGGUUGAGAAAGUGGCGCGAGUUUUCUGAACCAGUUACAGCGGGAAGUAAAACAAAACCAAGGCAAUCCUGGAUUACUUUCGACUCUCUCUUGAAAAUUGCUCUAUUUAGCUAUUAGUAUCAUUAUUAUUAUUUGUUCAUUUGUUACGCACUUUGCUUUUCAGGCUGGUCCAAUAAUAGAGAGCAUUCUACAGAGUUACCCUGAUUACAUUGCAGUGAAAGACCUGCCUCAUGAUGAUACGAAUUACAAGGUAAAUUUAAAAUUUUCUCCUCUUUUCCUUGCAGUUUACAUUUGAACAUUUCAAUAUGCUACUUAGCUCACACCUUUAUUGAUAUUCUUUUUCUCGUGUUUUGCCUUUUUUCGUUCUUCAGAUUGACCUGGUCACCUUGCUCUACGAAAAAGGAAUUCUGGCCAGAAAGUAAAGCUGCCGCUGUUUACAUCGCUACCCUAGAAUUUCAGAGUGAUCGACAAUUUGAUAAAUAUUUCGGCAAGCUAAGGAUAUUUGUCAUUUUUGGGUUGAAAAGACGCAAUCCUCAUCAGCUGCCUUAGAGGAAUAGGAAGUUAUUAUAUUUUUACUCUUGGUUGGCUUUUUGUUGUUAUGUUUGUUGUUGAUGUCAUUGGUGGUGUUUUUAAUUUGUUUAUUAUUUUGAUUGUUUUUGCGUGGGAGACCAGAUUUUCUUUUAAAAGUCAAACGUUUUUACGUGAUCACUAAGUAUACAGAUAGUUGUGAAUUUCGUUGCUUCUGCUAACUUGAUGUAAUAAAACCAAUUCCAGGAAAGACUGCCGUUGAUGUACAAAUUUGUAUUGAUUGUGAUUGCCUUAAUUUCUAGCGCAUUAUGCAUGGUAAGAACAUCAUGGACACACUCGGCUGCCCCUCGUAUGCCACUUGCAUGUCCUUACCGCAUUUUGACGUCAUAUCACUUAACUUGUCGCAUCUUUUCCUGAACAGUCGCGUGUUAACAAGGAAUCUCUUUGUUAAAACGUGCCACCUUUCACUGUUUUCCCUUCACUCUCCCGUACAAUUCACUUGAUAACCCUUUUAAAGUAGAGUUAGAUGUUUAUUUAUGAACUUAAAAAAAGACUUCUCUCAAUUUAAGAUGGUAGCAAUGGUAAAAAUAAGUAAUUGGGUUUAUUUCAAGGAUAGCUACAUCUUUUAAGAUCUUGUCCUGUCUAAGGUUCAUGAAUGGAUGACAUUACUAAUGAUACGUGAUAGUUACUCGUCCAAAGGAGAACGUCGAUCCAAAUGACGUCAUAUUGAAGACAAUAAACACUUGGGCAACACUAUAAUUUUCCGUGUUUUGAUAUCAUUAAUGUUCGCCGUCAUAAGGAACUUAAGUGUUCUGAGAACGUUUUUUCUGGUACCAAAUCUGUCAGGAAGGGCCGAUAAUAUCGGGGAGUUUUGGAAAGUCAUCAUAAUAGGGUAGAAGCGAAUUUGUCUCCAAAUACUAUAGAACUAAAUCUUUGACCCAAAUCGUGAUUAAAAGAGGAGCCGAAAACCGCCUAAAACUCUUGUUAACACCGACAUCAUUAGGGCCGUUUCUUUGUUCUUUUGUUCUUGUAUUUAAAAGUUUUCAAUUUGGUUCUUUUUUUUUUUACUUGUUUGGUAUUUAUUUGGUUAGUUGUAUAUUUAAUUUUUACUUUUGCAGCCUAUUUUACACUAACCGGCUAUCUGUAGCAUGAACGCUUUGUGAUCAUUCAUGCUUUAAGUGCAGCUGCCGUGACAAAACGUGACUUGAAAUAAUUAUUCUGAUCGUGGUUUCCUUUUCCGGUUUUCGGGGAUUGGUUCAAUCUGACAGUUUCGACGGUUUUUAUAUCUUUUCUUUUCUUACAUAGCUAUUCAGAAAUCUUGCAUUGCAACGCACUCAAGCUGAAGAAAUUGUGGCUUAAAAUGGAACACGAGAAGGUCUCGGAGAGGUCUCAAAAACAUAGAACUGGCCUUGAUUUUACAGGGUUAGGGAUUUUUUUGUUGCUGAUUAGUGUUGUGGCCGCGAUAGUGCUUGGUCUCACAGUUGCACGUUUCGCAGUGUACGACAUGGAACUGAAAACGUCCGAGUGUAGAGUCUUAUCCACUGGAGUAGCAAGCGAAAGGAUGAAUUGUAGUUGCACGAACACCGUGCCCUCUUUCAUGUCGUCUGAGUCGUCCUACCCAUGUCUUCUGAUAGAAGUUGCCUUGUACGCGAACGGUGAAGAGCACACAGCCUAUCUGUAUGAAAAUAGUUACAAGGAGAAAAAUAAGGUAAGAUCUGAAAUUAUGGCGGGAUUUCAUGAAAUGAUCUUCGUGUCAGGAAAUGUAUGUAUACGUAGUAAUACGUUGAUUUGGGAAGAUCGCGCAAAGGUAGCAAACAGAAUUAGUCAUCAAUUGUCCGUGUUAAUGACAAUCUUUCACUUCAUAUUUGAAUAAUAAUUGUAAUUCAGCCUAAGGGCCACUUCUAAAUAAGUGGCUUUUAAUAAAGAUGAAGGUCAAAAUGCACCAAUGUCAGCGCGCCGAAAAAAAAAACCAUAACAGAAGAGCAGGCGCAGUUAGAACACUACAAUUUGAUCUGAUAAUGAAUGAAGACAUUAUUUACAUAGGUAUCAAAUCAGUUUCGCUGAACUUCCCAUAACUAACGCUUAUCUUUUUUUUGAACGACUUUGUUUAAGUUGCACAUGUCAUUUCAGUGGCAAGUUUUGUUUUUUACUGUCAUUUGCAUUUGGGCUGAAGAAUGUCGGAAAGUCCUGGGAACCAUUUCGAACCUAGACCCAAACUCCACCUUCCUGAUAAUUAUUUUGCACUUUUCAAGUAACUUAUGCCUUUUUUGAUUUUUUUUUUUUUUUAAAUUUUUAGUGCAGCACUCAGCCGUGUGACUGCCUCGACGUCAAUAAUGAUGGAAAUGUGACAGUGUUUUGGAUUAAUUAUGGUGGAAUGAACGACACGUACACUUGUUACUACAAUCCCAAAAAUCUCAACGAAGCUUUUACAAAAAGACUUUUGAAGAGUGAUGGCAUGAAGUUGAUGCAUUCCUUCUUGUGGCCAGGGCUAGUUUUGGGUAUCGGCAUCGUCUUUCUGGGUAUAGGGUUUUGCCGAGAUAAAGGACACUGCCGUUACAGGAAGCAGAAUAAAUCCUCCAGUUCUGUUCCAUAUCAAGAUCUUUCGUCAAUGGCCUAA